AUGACGGCCAUCCGACUACGAGAAUUUGUAGAUCGACGACCUUUGAGUCCGCCUAGUGUAUUUAUCAAUCGCCAAGGAAAGGACAUCAAAGGCUAUGUCCCUGGGCAACUGGCAAGAGUUCAUUUUGAUUACAGCGUGAAGAGGGACACAAGGCCCCUCAUAGGCUUGGAAAUCCCACGGGGCAUAACUCCAUAUCAGCCUCAACUCGACCAGCUAACCCUCAUUCGAUACAUUUGUUUUGAAAAAUUGUCAAGGCCUACAAACACGUGGUAUAAUGAAACGACUUACCAAAGAGGCUACUCCCUGCCCUUUUAUGAGGACGGUUUGGAUCGGCAAUUGUGCACAAUUUCAUUGAAUCCUAGACCACUUAAUCCACCACCAGAAGUCUGGUAUUGUGAUUGUGAUGAAAGAAAAUUCUUCAGAAGAAACGCUUUUUAAAACUAUGAAAGCACGGCA
This is a messenger RNA of Psammomys obesus (fat sand rat), 456 nucleotides long. RefSeq names its product chromosome unknown C1orf100 homolog (gene Spmip3). The record is from RefSeq and is a predicted model, not a curated record. The transcript is spliced from 4 exons. The coding region runs from base 1 to 438 and encodes 145 amino acids. NCBI's taxonomy places the organism in Eukaryota, Metazoa, Chordata, Mammalia, Rodentia, Muridae.